AUGGUACAAAAUCACUUCCAAUGGGGAGGUGAGCGAACACCUAUAGAGAAACCACCACUAAAGAGUGGAAUAUAUGAAUUUAAUGGCAUAAACCGUGUCAAUGAUAAAGUGGAUGCACUUACCCAAAAGAUUGAAAGUUUGACCGUAACUCCAGCAACUAUUGUAGCUGCUGUGACACCCAACUGCGAAUUAUGUGGAACACCUGAGCACAACACCGUUGAAUGUCAUUUAUUGGUUGGUAUUCCAACCGACCAAGUAAAAUAUGCCCAAAGGAACCCAUACUCAAACAUCUAUAGCCCUGGCUGGAGAAACCAUCAUAAUUUUUCCUACAAGAGCAACAAUGCUUUGUUUCUUAGACAUCAUCGACGAAUGCGUAAGAGAAAUGAAGUUGUGCUAUCUCUUGGAAUUUUCGAUACUCUUAAUGUCAUGGAUAAGAAUAUAGCUUUGAAAUUUAUGAGUGGUAAUUAUAACAAAAAAACCACAAUACUGUCUUUUUAUUCUGAGAUGAAACUAUUCUCAACUAUUCUGAAGGUCCUUGCCAUUCAACAUGACACUAUUCUUCUUAAUGAGAUUCAGGAAAUGUGUGAUAGGUAUCAUUAUCUAGUAACCAAGUGCACUUCAACUUCUUAUGCUUUUAAUCUUCUCGAGGAAAGAUGUGGUUAUUUUGAUAUGAUGUUGAUUGAUCUUUGUAUGCCAAACAUGGACUCGUAUCACUUUAUUCAAUAUGUAACCCUACAACACAAAAUCCCUGUCAUUGUGAUUUCUUCUGAUGCCACAGAAAGUUCUGUCCUAAAGUCUAUAAUUCAUGGCGCAUGUGAUUAUUGGGUUCAACCUCUGCAUGAAAAACAAUUCAAGACUAUGUGGCAACAUGUUGCCAGAAAAACUUUGAUGGAGAAUAAAGAACAUCAAGAUCUUGGAUUCUUGAAGGUUCGAACUGAUAAAGAACCUGAAGUUCUUGAAAUCUUGGAGACCGAAAGUCAUAAAGAACAUCAAGAUCUUGGAUUCUUGAAAGCGCAACUCCAUAAAGAACCUGAAGUUCUUGAAAUCUUGGAGACUGAAAGUCAUAAAGAACAUCAAGAUCUUGGAUUCUUGAAAGCGCAAAGCCAUAAAGAACAUGAAGUUGUUGAAAUCAUGGAGGGUCCUCGGCAUGAAAGAAAACGGGAGAGAGAAGAUGAUAAACCUGGAAAAGAAACAGGUGGAAAAAAGAGUCGGUUAUCAUGGACGCCGCAACUGCAUCAACAGUUUGUAAAUGCUGUGAACCAACUUGGCGUAGAUGAGGCAAAACCUAGAAAGAUUCUCAAAGUUAUGGAUGUUUCUGGUUUAGCAACAGCACAGGUUGCAAGUCAUUUGCAGAAGUAUAGAAAUUAUUUGAAGAGACCAAAGUCAAAGAAAAGUCCAACUGAGUGUCUUAAUAAAACAUGGUUAGAAUCUGAACAUGCUAACUCAAUGAUAGAACAAGACCAAAGUCCUCAACUGAAUUUAACUCUUCAAAGUGAUAAUAUCUCUGAAACACAACAACAUUCAACAGAUGUCGGCGAUUAUCGAGUCUCCGACAUUAUGAACAACGAUUUUCUUCCUGAUCCAUCUGACUUGCUCUUUGAUUUAGAUGAUGAGUUAAUAUCAUUAUUAUUUUAAAGCAUCUGAAUGAGAUAUACAAUUGCAAGGUGGUGACUGAUUCAGAUGAAAGCAUAGAAUGAAGAUAUAUUCAUUUAUUCUUAAUGUAAUUAACUAUUCUAACACUUUCUGUUUUUUUAACUUUCUGUUUUUUUAGCUUUCUAUUCAUGAGUCA
Messenger RNA from Lathyrus oleraceus (garden pea), 1789 nucleotides. Its product is annotated as two-component response regulator ARR14. Gene Ontology annotation, molecular function: DNA binding. The record is from RefSeq and is a predicted model, not a curated record. The transcript is spliced from 6 exons. The coding region runs from base 1 to 1635 and encodes 544 amino acids. Gene Ontology annotation, biological process: phosphorelay signal transduction system; cytokinin-activated signaling pathway. Lineage: Eukaryota; Viridiplantae; Streptophyta; Magnoliopsida; Fabales; Fabaceae.